Molecule: messenger RNA, 1118 nt
Organism: Effrenium voratum
Lineage: Eukaryota; Dinophyceae; Suessiales; Symbiodiniaceae
Source: the annotation of a GenBank genome assembly
GCGGAAAGCCAGUGGCUUUUGUGCGCCCGGCGCUUCCGAGCCAUGGAGGAUCUGGGCCACGUGCCACUGCCAAACAACGCCAGCGCCGGCGGCGGAGUGCGAGUGCUGCAGCUGACGGACGUGCACCGCUUCCCGGCGGGGUGCCGCUAUUGGGACUGCCCCAAGGGGCGGCGGGUGGAGAUGGAGCCAGGCUACAGCACCUCGGGUGACGUGGCGAUCUUGGAGGCUGCGCUGAGCAACGCGGCGGUGCACUUUGUGGUGCUCACCGGGGACAUUUUGGAUGGGAGGCCAUUUGGAGCCCUGGGCGACAGGAGCGCCUGGCGCCCUGCCCUGGAGCAGCUGUUGGCGCCCAUUCAGCGCGCCGGGCUGCCCUGGACUUUUGUGCCUGGGAACCACGACGACGAUGAGUCCCCCUGGAGCCGGGAGGAUCUGCUGAAGAUCUACGACCUGCCGGGCUGCGCGUCCAAAGGCGCGAUGUCCUUCAACCACACGAUGACCAUCGGUUUUGGGGCGGAGGCAGACGAGGACGCGCUCCGCCUCUGGUUCUUUGACUCGGGGGGCAACAGCCCGGAUCCCGAGAUCCGCUACGGGACCUUCGGUGCGGACUGCGUCCGAGGCUUCGAAGACUUGGCGGCGCGGCUGCCGCCGAAAACGCCGGGCCUGGCGUUCUUCCACAUCCCGCUUCCUGAGUACGGGGGCUUGACGCCCUUGCACGGCACCCAGGGGCUCUUUGACUCGGCGCUGCGGGCGGGCAUGGUGCCUCGGCCCUGGUGCUGGGUGCCCUCCUUGGUGCGGGCGCUGGGCUUCCACCGGGCGGUGGGCUGCUCCAAGCUGAACAGCGGCAUCUUCGACGCCUUCGUGCGCUCGGGCCAGAUCAAGGCCACCUUCUGCGGCCACGACCACGCCUGCGACGCCAUCUUCCAACGGGCCGGCAUCUUCCUGUGCUAUGGCCGUGUCACCAGCACCACGCCGCCUAGCGAUUGGGAGGGCGACGCGCCCUUGCCCUUUGCGCCGGGGGCGCGGGUGGUGGCGUUUGAGCAGGGCCGACUGGCUACGUGGGUGGAGACUUUAGCCGGUGAGGAGCCAAAGACCCGCUUCCUCCUCGACUGAAAAGAAGA